AUGUAUUUGCACAUGUUUGUGUUUGCGGCAGGUUUACUGCUAUGUCCAGAAAUAGUUGGAAAAUCAGAAAUUACUGCAUAUGUGAUACCUCCAAAAGCACUCCUUGGUGUAGAGACAGUGGCACAUGUGGGUCUCAUCUACAAUGUCUUCCUAACCGGCUUGGAGAUGAACCUAGACGCUGUCCUACUAGCGCGAAAAAAGGCAACCACCAUUGCUAUUGCUGCCACCAUCAUUCCAAUGGCGUUAGGGACUGCCAUAUAUUCUUUAGGUCAAGCUCUCUACCCAGAUGAUAAGUCAUCUUUCAACACACCUAGUGCAUAUUUAUUCUGUGCUUUGGUUCUUAGUGUCACAAAUUAUCCUGUUCUAGCUCACAUUCUUGCUGAUCUUAAGAUCCUCUACACGGGUCUUGGUAGAGUGGCUGUAACCGCAGCCACAAUUAAUGACUUCUACAAUUGGGCAAUGUUUGUGAUUCUGAUUCCUUUUGCCACUCAUAGUGAAAAACCCUUUGUGUCAGUGAUGUUGACCAUGAUCUUUGUCCUCUUUUGCUACUACAUGUUACGCCCUUCACUUAACCGUUUGAUAGAGAAAAUAACGGACAAGAAUGAAUGGGACAACUACAAGUUGUCGUAUGUGCUCGUAGGGGUUUUGUUUUGUGCACAUGUUACUGAAAUGCUUGGCACUCACUCCAUUGUUGGGGCAUUGGUGUUCGGGCUGAUUCUUCCUAGGGGAAAAUUCGCGGACAUGUUGAUGGAAAGGUCAGACGAUCUUGUCUCUAUGUAUCUGGCACCAUUGUUCUUCAUUGGAUGUGGUAUAAGAUUCAACUUCGCAACUUUCGAAAAGACAAAGUUGCGUAAUGUGAUGAUAAUCACGCUCUUGUCAUGCUGCACAAAGAUAGUAAGCACUGUGAUAGCCACUGGCUUCUAUCGUAUGCCUUUUCGAGAUGGAGUGGCCCUUGGAGCGCUUUUGAACACCAAAGGCCUCUUGCCCUUAGUAAUGCUAAACAUUGCAAGUGACAGAGAGAUUUUGAGUAGGGAUUUCUAUACAAUUAUGACGACGGCUAAUGUUCUGAUGACUAUACUAGUGUCUCCCACCAUCAACUACAUAUACAAGCCAAGAAAGCAAUUUGAGAAGGAUAAGCUAAGGACCAUACAAAACCUGAAGGCUGAUGCAGAUAUCCGAGUAGUAGCUUGUGUCCACAACGCGCGCCAAGCCGCGGGAAUGAUCACCAUCCUUGAAGCAUGCAGCGCCACAAACGCUUCCCGUCUCCGCGUGUUUUCUCUUCAACUCAUCGAGCUCAAAGGCCGCGGCACCGCCUUUCUUGUGGAUCAUAACAGUUCUCAUCAAUCACAAGCUGACACCGAGGCCAUUGCCAAUAUUUUUGCCGAAAUCUCGCCGGAGCAAGGGCACACAAACACCAGCCUGGAGACUCUCAGCGCCGUCUCCUCCUACGAGACCAUUCACAAGGACAUCUACAACAUCGCCGACGAGAAACGCGCCUCGUUGAUUCUCAUCCCGUUUCACAAACACUCCAGCGCGGAAGGUACCCUAGAAGUGACCAACCCCGCAUUCAAGGAGAUAAACCAAAACGUGAUGAACUACGCGCCAUGUUCAGUGGGAAUCCUGGUUGAUCGUGGGCACGGGUCGUUAUCGAAGGUAAGCCUGCGUGUCUGCGUCGUCUUCAUCGGUGGCCCCGAUGAUCGUGAAGCCUUGGCCAUUUCUUGGAGGAUGGCGAAGCACCCCGGGAUCCAUCUCUCCAUGGUGCAUGUUCUUUUGUACGGAAAGGCUGCUGAAGUGGACACAAAUGCAACAACAAAUGAUGAAUCGCAUGGGAUAUUGUCUACAAUAAUUGAUAGUGGGAAGGAGAAGGAGUUGGAUGAGGAGUAUGUGAGUUUGUUCAGGCUCAUGGCGGUGAACAACGAGGAUUCAAUCACAUAUUCUGAGAAGGAAGUGCACACUGGUGAUGAUAUUCCUUUGGUGCUUAAUGAGUUGGAUAGAGGGAGCUAUGAUUUGUAUAUUUUAGGGCAUGGAAAAGGAAGGAACUCUUUGGUGUUGUCGAAUUUGAUGGAAUGGACUGAUUGCCCUGAACUUGGGGUCAUAGGGGACAUGCUUGCAUCGAAUAGCUUUGAUUCUUGCUCCUCGGUGCUUGUGGUGCAACAAUAUGGGUUUGGGGGAAUGAACUUUAAUAAGGGUUCCAACGAAGCUACUUCUUCAAAACAUGGGGAUGUUGAAGCCCUUUUUGGGAAGGGAGAGUAGCUAGCAUCAAUGUUGGUGAUUAUUGGUGAAGUGAGAUUAAUUUGGGUUUGAGUUUUGAAAUUAAACGGUAGGAUUAGCUAGUAAUACCUCAUUUCUAUAUAUCUUUAGAUGUUUAAGCUUAAUGUACAUAGGUAAGAAAUAUUUUAUAAAAGUAAGAUAUUGUUUUA
Glycine soja is the source of this 2420-nucleotide messenger RNA. RefSeq names its product cation/H(+) antiporter 15-like. Gene Ontology annotation, molecular function: antiporter activity. The transcript has 4 exons. Gene Ontology annotation, biological process: proton transmembrane transport; regulation of pH. Bases 1 to 2253 code for a protein of 750 amino acids. Gene Ontology annotation, cellular component: endomembrane system; membrane. Lineage: Eukaryota; Viridiplantae; Streptophyta; Magnoliopsida; Fabales; Fabaceae. The record is from RefSeq and is a predicted model, not a curated record.